AUGCUUCUCUACAACAUUCUUUGCACCAUUUCCUGCUUCGCUUUGACGGCGAAAGCAGGAGAGGGAAACGAGAGGAAAGGCUCUGUAUUGCUGUCCAUUCCUGAAAAUCCUAAACAAUCAGUCAACGCCAACCAAGCGAGAGGUAUCUUGGGGGUCAAUGAUGCAAGUCUAGCUCGACCAACAGACACUCCAGACUAUUGUGGUGUCGAUCAGCAAGCGACAAACAAUGGUUCCUGCAGAAUCAUUACAGGGCGACAAGGCUUUACCAGUGACGAGUCUGGCGGCCCGAAUAUUAUCAAGCGCGAGACAAACAUAGAGAACAGGGCUCCUACCGAAGGCAAUGGUCUCACCAGAAGAAAGGCAGCUCCGAAGGCGGCCCCCAAAAAGGCUGCUGCGACUCCCAAGAAGGCGGCUGCACCAAAGAAAGCGGCUGCUCCCAAGAAAGCUGCCCCUCCCAAGAAAGCAGCUGUUCCCAAGAAGGCUGCUACUCCUAAGAAAGCCGCUGUACCUAAAAAAUCCGCCCCUCCCAAGAAAGCAGCUACUCCUAAGAAGGCGGCUACUCCUAAGAAAGCGGUUGCGAAACCGAAUAAAUCUGCUGCCAAAAAAAAGAAGGCUGGUGGAGCUACAAAGGGAGCAUCAGCGAAGAAGCCUGUUGGAGCCAAGAAGCCUGUUGGAGCCAAGAAAGCUGCUGCGAAGCCAAAGAAAGCUGCUGCUAAACCCAAGAAAGCUGCUGUUAAGCCAAAGAAGGCUGCUGCCGGACCGAAGAAGACUACUGGCUCUAAGAAGGCUGCUGCCAAACCAAAGAAGGCUGGCGGAGCUACAAAGGGAGCAGCAGCGAAGAAGCCUAUUGGAGCCAAGAAACCUGUCGGAGCCAAGAAACCUGUCGGAGCCAAGAAAGCUGCUGCCAAACCCAAGAAGGCUGCUGUAAAGCCAAAAAAAGCUGCUACCGGUCGGAAGAAGACUACUGGUCCUAAGAAGGCUGCUUCUAAACCCAAGAAAGCUCCUUCUAAACCCAAGAAAGCUGCUGCAAAGCCAAAGAAGGCUGCUGCGAAGCCAAAGAAGGCUGCUGCCAAACCCAAGAAGGCUGCUGCCAAACCCAAGAAGGCUGCUGCCAAACCCAAGAAGGCUGCUGCUAAACCCAAGAAGGCUGCUGCUAAACCCAAGAAGGCUGCUGCUAAACCCAAGAAGGCUGCUUCAAACCCGAAGAAAGCUGCUGGACGGAAGAAGAAUACUGGCCCUAAGAAAGCUGCUGUCAAGCCAAAGAAGGCCGCUUCCAACCCGAAGAAAGCUGCUGGACGGAAGAAGAAUACUGGUCCUAAGAAAGCUGCUGUCAAGCCAAAGAAGGCCGCUUCCAACCCGAAGAAAGCUGCUGGACGGAAGAAGGCUGUUGGCCCUAAGAAAAGUACUGGAGCUCAGAAGGGAGUAGCGAAGAAGCCUACUGGUCCCAAGAAAGCUUCUGGCUCUAAGAAAGCUGGUUCUAAGAAAGGAGCAGUAGCUAAGAAGGUCACCGGAGCCAAAAAAGCUGCUACUAAACCGAAGAAGGCUGGUGGUCCUAAGAGCGCCUCUGGAUCUAAGAAAGCUGCAGGAACGAAGGCUACUACACCUAAGAAGCCUGCUAGACUCAAUAAAGCCGCUGGUUCUAAGAAGACUGCUGGGAAGCCAAAGAAAGCCGCCGGUCCAAAGAAAGCUGCUGGUCCAAGGAAGACUGCUGGGAAACCAAAGAAGACCGGUGGAGCCAGGAAUGGAACACCAGCUAAGAAGCCUGGUAGACCCAAGAAAACUGGUGGUCUUAAGAAAGGUUCUGGGUCUAAGAAGGGUUCCGGGUCUAAGAAGGCUGCUGGGAAACUAAACAAGGCUGGAGCCAAACAGAAGAAAGUUGCUGGGAAACAGAAGAAGGCUGGUGGACCAAAGACACCCAAGGGUACAUUGAAAAAAGGUUCUGUGAACAAGCAUGCUCCAAAGAAGGGUGCUACUAGGAAGGCUGGUCUCAGCAAAAAGCCAGUGGGCAAUAAGAAAUCUGCCGGCAAUAAGAAGGCUGCCAAGAACCAGAACUUCUCCAACCAGAGGAAGGCUGUCGGGAACAACAAGACUGCUGGAAAGAAGAUUGGUGGAAAGAAGACUGCUGGAAAGAAGACUUCACCAGGCAAGAAGACUGCUAGAAAGAAGACUUCAACAAGCAAGAAGACUGCUGGAAAGAAGACUUCACCAGGCAAGAAGACUGCUGGAAAGAAGACCUCACCAAGCAAGAAGACUGCUGGAAAGAAGACUUCACCAGGCAAGAAGAGACCUGGUCCGAAAAGGCCAACAGGCAAUAAGGCGACUACUGGCAACCAAAAGACCCUCGGCAAUAAGAACUCGGUAGGCAAUAGGAAGCUAGUUGGCAACAACAAGACAACUGCCAACGGGAAGGUUUCUCAUAGUAAACAGCCACCCAGCCAACCAAAGGCAGCCAACCAUAGGGAGCUUGGGAAUAAAAAUAAACCGUCAGGUCAGAAUCGGAAUCUUGGCAGCAACAAUAAGGCACCGGCAGGCCCAGCAAGCUGUUCCAUUGGAGGAAAGUCGAAGCGCGGCGACUGCGGCGCUCCUACUAAUGAUGAUGGGUCGUCUGGCAAGGGAAAGGCUCCAGCUGCUUCAGAUUCACCGAGAAGGAAACCUGGUGACAUUAAGAGUCUACCCAAGUUGACGAUACCCUCCAAUACGGAGAGUUCCGAGUCAAGCAAGCAAGACAGUGGAAGCCCUCAAGAGAGACCGAAGACAGCCUCCAGCCCACAUCGUAGUAAAAUACCGGUAAAGUCGCCCACCAGGCCAGGGGGCGCCCAGGCAGGCAGGAAAGCCGGUGAGAGUCAUCAAGAGAACCCGAAAACGCCCGCCAACCAGGCAGGCAAGCAAGUCAGUGGGGAUCUCCCAGAGAGACCGAAGAGCCCAACUAAGAUACCAUCACCGAAGUUUCAGACCGGUGGGAGUCUCCGGACAAGCAAGCAUGAUGGUGGAUCAAAUGGUGCCAAGAGGAAGCAACCAGACAAUGAUACCCAACCCCGGAAGAAGAGAAUAGGAGGUGGGAUCUUCAACCAGAACCGGAUUAAACCAGAUAAACCAACAGUCAGGAUUGAGAAGGUACAUGAUGCCGGGAAGUCCCAAGCAGGCAAAGGACCUCAGACUAAUCCUCCUGUGAAGAACGGGCAGAGCACGCAGUCUGGUCCAUCUGGGCAGAAUAGGCAGUCUGGAUCAUCUGGGCAGAACAAGCAGCCUGUACCGCCAUCUCAAGCCAAGAAUGCCUCGGGAGGGCGCCAACCAGACCAGAAGGGCUCCUCCGUGAAGAAGCCUCCUGUGCGCAACGGGGCGAACACCCGGCCUGCUCAGGCGCCACAGAACAAACCCAAGGGCAAAGCUGCUCAGGAUGUCGUGAAAAUAAAUCCUCCCGUUAAGCCACUGAAUGUAAUGCACGACCCAAAGAAGCCCGCCCCAAAAUCCGCGGAACAGAUCAAAAAGGAAAAGGAGGUGGACGAGAGGGCCAAGAAAGAAAGGGAGAAAUACGACGUGCCUUUGGACGACAAUCGAGAGAAUACCGUGCAGAAAAAUGGCAAGCUCUUGAAGGGCAAUGCUAACACCAUGUACGUCAAUAUCUCACCGAACCCGUUCAGGGUCGACCCAAACAACUUGCCAACGUCGUAUUCGCGCAAGGUCGGCGACGGGACCGACGUACCAGAAAUCAAGAAAGACUCAUCCGGUGCUACAACGAAGGGGGGGACAAGAUUGGACGCCUACAAGACAGACACUCCAGGCUUCGCCAUAGGCUUCAGCCAUGGACAGCAUUCAAAGUUUGAUGAUGGGCAGAGGACUUACAGGCCAGGCGAAUUGGAAGAAGCGAGUACUACAGGGCACACAUCCAAAUCAGGUGACCGUGAGUGGCACACAUUUACGGCCAAUUUACCGGAAGAACAGCGCAAGUUGCAACACAAGGACAGGAUAGCGAAGGGCCUAGUGCCUCAUGGUUCGCCAGUGCCGCCGGCCUUGACCCCUCUGGAAUUGAACGAGGAGAUGUACGGCCCUACCACCCUAUUCUUGAAGAAGAGUGUGGGGGGCUUCAAAAACCAUUUCGCUGGCCAAAAGGGCACUCCGUACAGGGAGCACACGGACCGAAUAAUUGGAGGUGCCUAUGAUGGGCAGCACAACACGGACACAACAGUCGACCAUCUGCCUGGAGCGAGAUGA
Molecule: messenger RNA, 4212 nt
Organism: Clonostachys solani
Lineage: Eukaryota; Fungi; Ascomycota; Sordariomycetes; Hypocreales; Bionectriaceae
Source: the annotation of a GenBank genome assembly